Hippocampus zosterae (dwarf seahorse) is the source of this 1122-nucleotide messenger RNA. RefSeq names its product crumbs homolog 3a (gene crb3a). Bases 427 to 768 code for a protein of 113 amino acids. The transcript has 5 exons. NCBI's taxonomy places the organism in Eukaryota, Metazoa, Chordata, Actinopteri, Syngnathiformes, Syngnathidae. The record is from RefSeq and is a predicted model, not a curated record.
GGAGGCUGCGAGGUGGUGAGGUUCAAAAGCAGAUUCAGUCAAAUAUAACGCUCACACAAGGAGAGACCCAAAGAAAGAUGCCUCGUUGAGAGACCAAAAACACAUUCUUUGUAAUAUCGCAGAAUAGGUUUCAGUGAGACAGUCGACGCGUUUGUGUAGCAAGUAACUCGAGGCAGCGGAGCUCCACUAAUCGGCGUUUGAAUUGGACUUUGCACAAAGGAGGAUCUGUGCUGGUGCACGAGGGGAAGGAAGCGAGGAAGGUGCGCUCAGUCCUUUCGUCCUCGUUAACUUGAAAACAGACCAAGUGAUCCAGUCAUUGGAAGCACAUUGGUCUCGACUUCUAAAGGGAAGGUUUGUCAUCAGAUGGACCCCAGUUGAUGCCAGCCAGACCCAGUCCAUGUUCAUACUCCUGGCCCGAUUCCAGAAAUGGUCCGGUGGCCUUACAUGUCCAACCACGUGCUGGUGAGGGUCGUUCUUCUUCUCCUGGUGCGCUUCGCUAAUCAUGCCUGGGGGAAUAACACUGUAUCGAGGGACUUCAGAUCUCAAAAUGCGACAGGCACGAACAUCGCGGCCAUCGUGGCCCCCACCGUCACGCUGGGCCUCCUUGCCAUCAUCGCCUUGGCAGUGGCCGGCUGGCUGCUGUGUGUGGUGAAGAAGAAGCGGCAGACAGAAGGAGCUUACCGACCCAGCGCCGAGGAGCAGUGUGGCACUCGCAGUGUGGCCACCACCGACAUCCUCAAACUCCCCAAGGAGGAAAGACUCAUUUGAGGAGCCCCUUUUUUGAGAGUGGUGGGGGUGUGGGGGUCCCUGUUAAAAAAACAAAAACAUUCAAAGCGCUCUUCAAUCAUUUUCCUGCGCACACAUGAAAGAGGAGCUCCAGUAUUUUCUCACGACCAAAUGUUUCAUUUUUUUUUCUGAAGUGGUUUAAAACUUGUUUAGUGAUAUGUAUCGUGCACUAUAGAGUAAAUCAAUACCUCGGCAAACUGCUCAUCACGACUCCAUUUUGGUUCGAUUCAACAGCUGUUUACACAUGUACGACAUUUCAUCCGAUCGACUUAUGUCACCGAGUCAUCAGUUCAGUUAAUUUAUGUCUUUGUCCAAUAAAUAUCUGCUGUAUUUGUA